Messenger RNA from Acanthisitta chloris (rifleman), 987 nucleotides. It is a transcript of the gene TFG, whose product is annotated as TRK-fused gene. Gene Ontology annotation, molecular function: identical protein binding. The record is from RefSeq and is a predicted model, not a curated record. Gene Ontology annotation, cellular component: endoplasmic reticulum exit site. Gene Ontology annotation, biological process: COPII vesicle coat assembly; endoplasmic reticulum to Golgi vesicle-mediated transport. The annotation marks the transcript as partial. Lineage: Eukaryota; Metazoa; Chordata; Aves; Passeriformes; Acanthisittidae. The transcript has 7 exons.
CUUUGUUACGGAAGAGCUUUGUUUGGAAGAGCUGAAGAGGGUCCAGCAGAGUGUGGUGAUGACAGUGAGGGGCCUUGGGCCCUCCAGGGAGCAUGGAAGGGAGCUGGGCUUGUUCACUGUGAUGAAAAGGAGACUGAGGGCAGAGCUAAUGGCAGCCUCCAGCUGAGUGUUGCAGUUGCAGUGACCAUUGAAUCUGAACCGUUUUCAGUAGCACCAGAUGGCAGCAGUCAUAAACCGCAGUUUGAGAGCUUGAGCCUGAGUUUUGGCCAGGAGGGGCAGUGUGUCACUGGAGCAGAUGGAGAUCUUAUAACAAUUUUUGAUAGCUCCGAUCUUUCCUUUGCAAUUCAAUGCAGUAGGAUACUGAAGCUGACAUUGUUUGUGAACGGACAACCAAGACCUCUAGAAUCUAAUCAGGUGAAAUACCUGCGUCGAGAGCUGAUAGAACUUCGUAAUAAAGUCAAUCGUUUACUGGACUGUUUAGAGCCCCCAGCGGAACCAGGGCUUUCCACGAGUCUGCCUGAGAGUGAUGCUGUGGAUGGUAGGGAAGAAAAGCCUGCUGCUGCUGAUGCUGGUGUUAAGCCAUCCACUCAAGUUAUAGCAGCAAGCAUGUCUGCCUUCGAUCCGCUGAAGAACCAGGAUGAAAUCAGCAAGAAUGUCAUGUCAGCAUUUGGCUUGACAGAUGACCAGGUGUCAGGACCACCCAGUGCCCCUGCAGAAGAGCGAUCGGGAACACCAGACAGCAUUGCUUCCUCCUCCUCUGCAGCUCACCCUCCUGGUGUUCAGGCACAGCAGGCAACGUACCCUGGGACACAGCCACAGACAGGUCAGGUGGAAGGUCAGAUGUAUCAGCAGUACCAGCAGCCUGGUUACCCUGGUCAGCAGCCGCAGGCUCAGCCUCAGCAGCAGUAUGGUGUGCAGUACCCAGGUUACAGCCAGCAGCAGACCCCCUCGCAGCAAGCGCAGCAGUUCCCGGCGUACAGCCAGGCG